Molecule: messenger RNA, 474 nt
Organism: Arctia plantaginis
Lineage: Eukaryota; Metazoa; Arthropoda; Insecta; Lepidoptera; Erebidae
Source: the annotation of a GenBank genome assembly
AUGAAGAGGCCAUUAAAUUUGAUAUCGGGUAAAGAUAUAUUAAGUAAACCAAAGAGAAAGAAGCAAAGUACAGAUACUGAAAGUGAAGAUGAGACUGACAUGAGUUUAAGAGAAAGUUCCUGUUCUCCCAUUGAAGAGAUUGCUGAAGGAUCGGAUGUGGAGAACGAAACUCCAGUUUUAACUGAAUUCGUGAAAGAGAAACGCUUUAUUCUAGUGAAGUUCGAGAAGAAAAAGUCUGUCAAACACUAUGUUGGUCAGGUGAUUACCAAAUAUAGUCCCACUGAGUACAAAAUUUCAUUUUUAAGAAAGAAUCCCGGCGGUUGGAAAUUUGUUUUUCCCAAUAACACACACGAAGGUACUGUUUACAUAUCAGACAUGGUAUGUAUAUUGCCGGAACCCAAAUCUGCUUCUACAGCAAGAACAGCUAAUAUAUUUAGCUUUCAAAAAGAUCUAUCUAUGUACGAUGUGCAAUAA